Messenger RNA from Chenopodium quinoa (quinoa), 806 nucleotides. Its product is annotated as gibberellin-regulated protein 6-like. The coding region runs from base 95 to 391 and encodes 98 amino acids. Lineage: Eukaryota; Viridiplantae; Streptophyta; Magnoliopsida; Caryophyllales; Amaranthaceae. The record is from RefSeq and is a predicted model, not a curated record. The transcript has 2 exons.
CUCACACUAUCUUACUCAUUCCAACUUAACUUCAUUUCUUGUUUUUUCAUUCAAUACUAUACUACCCUUUAAAAUCUCAUCUUUUUGUUCAAAUAUGGCCAAUUUUAAGGCUCUUCCUCUCCUUCUUUUGGCUCUCAUUGCCUUUUCCAUGCUUGCUACUGUGGCCUUGGCCAACAAUCCUUAUGGACCCGGAAGUUUGACGAUUAACCAAUGCAGUCCACAAUGUACAAGGAGGUGCUCGAACACUCAAUACCGCAAACCAUGCUUGUUUUUCUGCAACAAAUGCUGCAGGAAGUGCCUUUGUGUUCCACCAGGCUUCUAUGGCAACAAGCAAGUUUGCCCUUGCUACAACAACUGGAAGACCCAACAGGGUGGCCCCAAGUGCCCUUAAUUUCUUUUACGAGAACUACUUACUUCCUCCGUCCCAAAUUAAAUCGUUACAUGUAGUAUGAGUCGUGUAACGACAACAAAACAACAACAACAACGUAUGUACUAAAUUGGGACAGAGGGGUUCUACUACUUAAUUCUUGAGGCUAAUUAUUAAUAUCUCAUUAGUACCAAAUAUAUGUAAUUUUCUUAAUUAUUUAUGUUGGUGUACGUUAUUAUUAUACCUAAGUUUUUUAUAUAAUAAAAUAUAUGUAACGAUCCAUUGGGGGUGAUGGGUUAUGUAUCCCUCCAAUUGAGAGCGUAAAAUGGCUGAUAAUUUUGGCCAUUUAUCUGUUAGACACACUUACUAAAAUGUUGUCUAACAUUAUUAUUAAUUUAUUGAAUGAAAAAGUUAAAGAAUAUUUUCAGCUUUUUACUCA